AUGUCCGCCCCCGGCGACGGGAGCGCCAUGCCCGCGCCGCCGCCCAAGCCGCGCCUCAAAAUCAACGUCAGCCGCUCCUCAUCCUUUGCCGCCGCCUCCGACCCGUCCGUCGCGACUCCCGGCCCGACAAACGGCACAGCAGCAUCCGCCGCCGCGGGAGCAGGUUCGCAGCAGACGCCCGCCUCCGCCACUCCUACCGACGGCGCCGGCCCGCGCAAGGUCAAGCUCAAGAUCAACUCGUCGCAGCCCCCGACACCCUCCCUAGACAAGGACAAGGCCCCGCCGCCACCGCCAGCGGCGGCUCCUGCUCCCAUCAUCAAGACAAAGGCCGGCCGCCAGCCCAAGCCGACUCAGAAGCUCGUCGAGAGCAAGAAGCGAACGCACGACGAUGACGAGGACCUGCCGCUGGCCAUCUCCGCGGGCGGGCCCCCGACCACCAAGAUCAAGAUCCGCCAGUCCAUCGGCGCCUCCAAGGCUGGGCCGACUCAGGUAGUGCUCAAGCCGCGCGGGCGUCCGCCGCUUCACCCGCCUGGCGACGGAUACGACUCCGAGGCCAGCGACAGAGAGAUCGACCCGGCCAUCGAGGAGCAGUUCAUCAUGCGCCUGCCCCCGGGCGAGCACUGCGAGUACGUGCGCUGGUGCGUGGAGAACGGCAAGAUUGGCGUCCCGCGCAGCCAGGGCGGCGCCGACAUGUCCUUCAAAUUCUUCGACGAGGAGUCGCGCCGCGCCGUCGUCACCGUCAAGGGGCAGCACUUUGCCGCCGUCAUGGUCGACCUGCCCACCAUCACCGAAGCCAUGAAGACCUGGGACAAGAAGUCCUUUAUGAAGUCGGCCGACAUCUGCCAGAUGCUGCUCGUCUUCCAGAUGGUCAAGGACGUGGCCGAGGCCAAGACGGCUCCGCUGCCUCCCAUGAUCGACCCCAACUUCAAGUGGCCCCACGGACUCACCCCUCCCAUGCACGACUGCAUCAACCGCCGCUUCGCAAAGACAAUCAGCCGCAAGGAGAUUGAGGACAAGGAGGCCGAGGUCGAGAGGCUCCUCGCCGAGGACGCCAAGGCCGUGUCCACCAAAUGGGAAUGGGUCGACGAGCGCCAGCGCGAAGGCGAAGAGGACUACGGCGCCGACGAGGACGCCGAGGGCGAGGUCGACGACUCUGCCGCCAUGGGCUACUUUGGCGCCCAGGACGGCGUCGUCGUCGCCGACGGCGCCAUCAACGAAGACGAUCUCGAGGCUGACCUGGAGGCCGCCUUUGCCGACGACGACUUCGCGGCCGAGACGCCCGCCACUGGCGUCGACAUGACCACCCCCAUGACCACGCAGGUCGAGACCCCCGCCGCGGCCCUGCACGAGAGCAUCGAAAACGACGAGUCGGAGGAGGACGAGGACGACGAUGACGACGACGAUGAUGAUGAUGACGACGAGGACCUCGACGAGGACCAGCGCGCCCAGCGCGACGAGAUGCAGGGCGUGCGCGACAUCAUCCACGACAUGCAGAAGCAGCUCGCCCGCCGCAUGGAGGACCUCGGCAAGACCCACAACAAGAUUCUCCGCAGCCGCCUCGAGAACCAGAUCAAGCAGCUGAGGUCCGAGAUUGACCUCAAGAAAUCGUCCAUUGGCAUGGAGAUCGACGACUAG
Messenger RNA from Purpureocillium lilacinum, 1635 nucleotides. RefSeq lists its product as uncharacterized. Gene Ontology annotation, molecular function: RNA polymerase II general transcription initiation factor activity. Lineage: Eukaryota; Fungi; Ascomycota; Sordariomycetes; Hypocreales; Ophiocordycipitaceae. The record is from RefSeq and is a predicted model, not a curated record. Gene Ontology annotation, biological process: RNA polymerase II preinitiation complex assembly; transcription initiation at RNA polymerase II promoter. Gene Ontology annotation, cellular component: transcription factor TFIID complex.